UAGAGUCCUCUCGCUUGGAUAUCAGGUAGCAGACUGCACCGAAGUGCAUCUUUUGAGUUUGUCAGAAGUUACAGGAAACACCACGUGUCGGCUGAAGACGAUGAAGUUUAAAAUAAAAUAAAAAAGUCUGAGAAUAUGGUGCUGCACGUUUUGUCCUUGGCACGAAUUCCGAUUCCACAGGCAUUGAUUAACUCAUCAUCGUCGCCGCCGUUCAUGGAGGAGCAGCAACAGCAUCGAGUGGUGGUCUGUGGCGGCGGAGUCAUUGGAGUCUGCACCGCCUACUUCCUUGCUAAGAAGGGCGCAGCCGUUACCCUUCUAGAGAAAUCGUCUGUGGCCUGCGCCGCCUCCGGAAAGGCCGGCGGUUUCCUCGCCCUCGACUGGUGCGACGGCGGACCCCUCUCAGCCCUCGCCCGAACCAGCUUCAAUCUCCACCGCUCCCUCGCCCAGGAUCUCGACGGCGCCCAAUGCUACGGCUACCGCCCCCUUACGACUCUCAGCCUUUCCAUCACCGAAUCUCAGCAGCACAACCAAAAACGUAACCAAUCCGCAUCCCUACCUGCUUGGGUUGACGGGCCGGCCGGGAGCCCUAGGACCAUCGGCACUGCCGAGACCACGGCACAAGUCCACCCGCAAUUGUUCACGAAAACGCUGCUGUCGAAGGCGGUGGCGGAUCACGGUGUCGAGGUGGUGAUCGGGAAACUAGAGAGCGUGGCGGUGGAGGGCGGCCGGGCAAGGUCGGUGGUGCUGGAGGGCGGGCGGGAAAUUGCGGCCAAUGCGGUGGUUCUGGCUCUUGGGCCGUGGUCUGGAAAGCUGCCGUUGUUGUCUUCCAUUUUUACAGUGUAUGGGCUGAAGGCGCAUAGUAUAGUGCUGGAGCCGAAAGAAGCUGAUGCAAUCUCGCCUCACGCCUUGUUUCUCAGCUAUUAUUCGGCUCAGGGAGGCAAGCCCAUGGAUCCUGAGGUCUAUCCUCGUCCCACUGGGGAGGUGUACAUAUGUGGAAUGUCGGCUCGAGUUGAGGUGCCGGAUGAUCCAGAAGAGGUGGCGGGCAACCCUGAAUCAAUUGCGAUGCUUAAGAGGGUGGCAAGCAAUGUGUCAAGCCAUUUAGGGGAAGGCGAAGCCACAGUGAAAGCAGAGCAAGCUUGCUUCCUGCCAUGUACGGAUGAUGGUGUGCCAGUAAUUGGGGAGAUUCCGGGGGUAAAGGGAUGCUAUGUGGCAACAGGCCAUGAUUGUUGGGGCAUUCUGAAUGCCCCGGCUACGGGAGCUGCCGUGGCUGAGCUUGUGUUGGAUGGUCGUGCCAGUAUUGUUGAUCUCAGCCCGUUUAGUCCCGCCAGGUUUGUCGGUGCCAAGAAAAGAUCGAUGUAGUUUUCUGUUGAUGAAUUUGCUUACCGUAAUAAUGAGAUAGUGUAAAUUUGGAUCUUGAUCAAGGGACUAAAAUUUGUGUAUGCUUGGAGAACUAGCUCCUCGUGGGGUAGAAAUUUGUAAUUUUGCCUGUACUGGAAGGACGAAGAUUUGUGGCAUUAGAAUUUUAUUUAACAUAAUGAUCAAUUUUGAGUC
Messenger RNA from Diospyros lotus (date-plum), 1551 nucleotides. RefSeq names its product putative oxidoreductase TDA3. The record is from RefSeq and is a predicted model, not a curated record. The coding region runs from base 136 to 1359 and encodes 407 amino acids. Gene Ontology annotation, cellular component: cytoplasm. The transcript has 2 exons. Gene Ontology annotation, molecular function: oxidoreductase activity. NCBI's taxonomy places the organism in Eukaryota, Viridiplantae, Streptophyta, Magnoliopsida, Ericales, Ebenaceae.